UUAAUUUUUUGAUCCCGGGUUGUCAAUCGUUGCUUUCUUCUCCCUAGCGUGGAUACGCCACGAUACCCAUUUCGUCUGCGCUUUGAAUAAAGUAGCUUCCGGAAAUGUGGGGAACGAGUCCAAAAACUGACCAUGUACCAUUUUUCUUCUGAGAUACUGCAUGCUAUCAGCAAACGCUUUAGCGGCAAUACCUGAGCGACAAACUGUUGUUCUCGAAUAAGGAUCCAACAACAGCAGGUGAAUAUCCCCAGAUACUUGCUUUCUCCGAGCUGCAAGUCCUUUCUCGAUGUAAAUGGCGUUCUGCGAAGCGUCGAACGUCGAGUAGUAGUCUACGAAUCUAACGAUCAAUUCUGCAGUAGUCAUCUUGUUGUUUGA
Haemonchus placei is the source of this 375-nucleotide messenger RNA. NCBI's taxonomy places the organism in Eukaryota, Metazoa, Nematoda, Chromadorea, Rhabditida, Trichostrongylidae. The record is from the annotation of a GenBank genome assembly.